CCCCUCUCCAACAUGUAUAAUUUGUUAUGUGAAAAUCCUACUUUUCGAGAAAAAAGAGAAGAAAUAAAAUUUAAUAGAGAUAUUUGGCUUUCUUGUAAAACUUAUUUAUCUGCUCGAAAGCAUCAUCAACACAAAUAUUGUGAUGCUCUACUACCUGAAAGGUGGAAUGACGAAGUGAUAGGUCAUCAUUCGUCUUGUUACAAGGAAUUUAUAGUGAAAUCUAAAUAUUUGUCUUAUGAAAGAAAUGUUGACCAGAGUUCAAAAUCAAUUCAUGAUGAAAGCAGCAACAUUUCAGCUUUGCUAAAUACUGUUGAAGAGAGCGAUGUAGAUGAUGAAUUCAAUAUCGAAAGUUUUGGAGAUGAUGACUCAGCAAAGAAAUGA
Molecule: messenger RNA, 381 nt
Organism: Psylliodes chrysocephalus
Lineage: Eukaryota; Metazoa; Arthropoda; Insecta; Coleoptera; Chrysomelidae
Source: the annotation of a GenBank genome assembly